Brachypodium distachyon (stiff brome) is the source of this 2495-nucleotide messenger RNA. RefSeq lists its product as uncharacterized. The record is from RefSeq and is a predicted model, not a curated record. Lineage: Eukaryota; Viridiplantae; Streptophyta; Magnoliopsida; Poales; Poaceae. The transcript is spliced from 6 exons. Bases 1611 to 2234 code for a protein of 207 amino acids.
CAGCCAAUUGUUAGAAAAUGCGCUGAGGUUAAUUACAUCCACAUACUUCAUUGUGGUUCUUUAUUUUGAAGCUAAAUUAAUAUUAUGUUAUAUCAGUUUCAAUGGACCGAGGAACUAACUUUAGCUUUCCAAUGGAACUUCUACUAGCCUUUUGCUGUUAGUGCAUAUGAUGCUAGCAUUGGUGCAACUUUACCAAAAGCACGUCUCAUUAGAAAAUUGAUUGGUAAGAUCUCGCCCUAAUAUUCCUUCCUAUAACUUUUAGUCUCAUCUAGUUUUCAAAAUAGAUCAUUGUACAAAUGUAUAAUACAUCUACAAUGUACUUAUUAUUUGAUCUCCGAGUUCAGUGUGUGGUUUAAAGAUAGCAAGUCAUAUUUUGUGCGUGUUAUAUUUAACAUGACUCAAAUAUGACUUUCUACACGUUUGGUGUUCAAGAAAAAACUUUAUAUGCGUUUAUUUAGCUCUUUGAAAGAGUGCCAUGGGCUGUGGCAGUAUACCUUCAGCUAGCUUCGUGCUGAUGCCAAAUAAAAAAAAUCUGCCUCACAGAUAUUUUAAAGGGAGGUUUUACUAUACACUGCUGCUAUCUUAGUUUCUUUGAGCCUGUCAUUUUUCUGCACUUGCUCAAUAUAUUAUCUGUAUCUCGGAAAUUUUACACGAGUUCCUUAUGAAAAAUUUACAGCUUCGUUUUCCCCUACAUCUUCAAAUUAAACAAGUAGUUACAAGAUUAAAUAAGAAAGAAUGGUAACUACAACUGUCACAUUUUUUGUUUAAAUAUGAAAUAAAUUCUAUGAUUUUCUAUACCUUAUGGGAAAUGCACAACCCAGUAUGUCUUGUGGCAUUUGGAAGCCAGCUAAAGGAUACUUGUUAAUACAUUCCAAUACCUGUUUUCCUGAACAUGAUUUUUAGUGUGUCAUAGUACUUUUCCUAUGUGCUCUGUAAUAACCUGGAAGGACGCUUACCUAACAUCCUACCUGAUAGGUCCCUCUCAAAUAGCUAUGUUGUAGCUGGCCAAGCAUGCAUCACUGUUGUUAGUGAUGCAUGCUAGGCCCCAUUACACAUGGCUUAUUGGCUGAUGUGUAAGUGAUUCUCUGAACCUAAUUUCUCCAACACAUCUUGUUACGUUCUGCAGCAGGCAACCUGACAGCUGAGGAUAUUUAGCUUAGCCACACGGAAUUCUUAUUAUUUUCCAUAAAUUGCAUUGAAAUUUGUGAAAUCAUACACGUGUUCUGAUGGCACUAUCCACAUACCAUCUUUUUUUACCACUGGACAGUACUUCACAGCCCUCUCAACGCAGUAUGCUUUGUUUUCACCACUAAAUUGGCCUGUUUCCAUCAUUACUUUUUGUGUACCAAACUCCUUGAUUCUACAAAGAAAUAUGUGGAGUCUGUUUGUUUGCUGACUCCAUGUACCAGGCCGUGAACCAUUGAAGGAAGAACAUUCAUUCAAGAAGGUAGCACACAGACAUGCAUGAAAAUUUGGCCGACAGGAGGAAGUGCGAUCAUAAAAGGGUAUCCGUCGUUACUUUUGCAGGUGGGAACCUCCAAGUGGAAAACAGGAAAUGGUGCCACUGAGAACAAAUCGCUUCGUGCUGAUCUGUUUGGUAGAAAGCCCGCAUGCAUCUGGUGUGGUGCAUCCCCAACCUGCUAUUUUUUCUGAAGCUGUGGCACUUCAUUAUCGGUAGUGAGGUCAGCACCAAGCACUACCAGCCACCAGCAAGAUACAUGCAUGUGGACCACCAGCACUAUCCAGUACCACGGACGGACGGCCGUGCAAGUCAGUCCACUUCCGGUCAUCCUUUUGUACGAAUUCAAGGUGCCUUUGAUUGCAGGCUACAAGAUCUUACGCCUGCUCCAACCAUGACGAUCCCGAUGACGCAUUCCUCAAGGCCGACGCUGGGGUUUCCCCUCGGGACGGCGCUCCUGCUCAUCGUCAUCUUCUCCCUCAGCGGCAUCUUCUCUUGUUGCUACCAUUGGGACAGGCUCCGCUCCCUCUGGUCUCGGCAUCCUGCCAUGCUACAAGAAGGCCAGCAUACCGUCGUGUCCAUGGGAGCAGCACCAAGCAAGGCAGCUUCUGAUCGCAAGAACGAGAAAUCAGGGAAAGAGUGCGGCUUGCCUGUCAUCAUGCCAGGGGAUAACAUCCCGAAAUUCUUCGCGAGGCCCUGCCCACAUGAGACGUGUUUACCUGCAGCAGCAGAGAAGGAUGAAGUCGAGGUACAAGUCAAAUGUUCGGUUUCAUGAGACCUGUUCGAAUCUUUAAAUGAAGCCGUAGUUAGUCGUUAGCAACCUAUGAUCGACACAGAUUGGUUGUAUAUAUUGUUAGUAGAUCAAAAAGAGCAUGUCCAUAUGCAAGUGUGCAAUUCCAGUAGGCUAGGAUUUAGGAAAGGCGAUUUAAGUCUCUGCGAAAUUGUUGAAUGUUAUGGAAGUAAAAUCUUUCUCGUCACACACCUAAACCCAAGAGCCGAGGAAUGAAAAAUGGGUGAUGGACAGUUAAAAGUUAAA